Messenger RNA from Peronospora belbahrii, 657 nucleotides. The record is from the annotation of a GenBank genome assembly. Lineage: Eukaryota; Oomycota; Peronosporomycetes; Peronosporales; Peronosporaceae.
AUGCUCCUAACAGUAGGACGUUUUGUGCUUCUAGCACUAACAGAUGCAGCAAUGUUACCAGCUCUAAACGUUAUGAAGCGUAAUCGACGUCAUUUUGAACUGUUUGUCGGUAUAUUACAGCUUGUAACUUCCUUCUUCUUUAAUGCUGCUGAGGCUUUUAAUACUCAGUUAUUUCUUACCGAGAUUAAAUGGCAUUUUAUCUCAGAUGUCGUGUCUUUGGCGUAUUUCUUACUCCUUUGUGUCCAUUUGAUGGGAUAUAAAGAUGAGAAUCACAAUAUUAUACUACGUUAUGUGGCAUUUUCAUGUGCUUGGAUCUUUAAAACCAAGGAUGGAUGGAAUUAUAUUGCUUGUGAAGAAAUGCUCGUCGUUUGUUAUCUUUUUGGAGUUCUCUACCGUCGAGGAUGUACACGAGCCAAUGAUAUCUCUCCUUUUAAUAAACAAUAUGGUGUGAAUGCAAUGUUAUGUCUUGUUGGAGCGGCUUGUAUGUGGUUUACGUCAAUCUAUUUUGACCAAGAUGAGGACCAUAUGGCGUGGGGGGUUGCUGAAGGUUUAAUGCACAUGCUAGCAGGGGCUGCAUUUUACUAUGCGUGGCUCACGGUGCCGUGUUUAGACUCGAAGAAGGACGAUCUCAUUCCGAUGCAGAGUUCGUACGUCUAA